This is a messenger RNA of Manduca sexta (tobacco hornworm), 7811 nucleotides long. Its product is annotated as facilitated trehalose transporter Tret1. The record is from RefSeq and is a predicted model, not a curated record. The transcript has 4 exons. Gene Ontology annotation, biological process: transmembrane transport. NCBI's taxonomy places the organism in Eukaryota, Metazoa, Arthropoda, Insecta, Lepidoptera, Sphingidae. The coding region runs from base 532 to 2034 and encodes 500 amino acids. Gene Ontology annotation, molecular function: transmembrane transporter activity. Gene Ontology annotation, cellular component: membrane.
GAACCUGAGUGAAUCUUCUUUUAUGUUCGGUAAAAUUUGUCUCAGCCGUCAAAGCAAAGUUGUGUCUCGAAGCUAGUUAAUUUUAUUAAUAAAACUAUCUGGUUGCAUAUAGUUAAGUAGUAGAUAAUUAUGCGAGUUCAGCUUCGACGGAGCACAGAUUUGUUAUGUUCCGAGUUCAGUAUUUGUGCGUAGGCGCCGAAGUAAAUAAAUCAAAACGUUGACCGCGGAGAUAGGUGACAUUCAGUCUUUAGUUUAUUAAUGCGUAAAAUAUAGAAGUGCUUCAGUUAAUUUUUCAAAUAUAUGUUAUAAUAACGAUAAAUUGUUGACAAUUGCUUGAAUGCGAUUAUUUGUUUGUGUUGUUUGGUCAAAAUUGUCAAGCUGAAUUUAUUUCACAACAACGUAUACUAGUGUUGACUCAGCUGUGUAUUGUGACACCAAAUCCGUACAUAUUAAUUCAUUGGCCACCGUCUAUACUUUUCUUUUUUUAAUGGUUGCUGUGUGACUACGAGCGUUUAUUUCAGAGUGGUUACCAUGGAAUCAGAUGAAUUUGACAGAAUUACCAACAAUGACAAAGUUGAAAAUACAGAAAAUAGGGCCAAACAUGUUUCGAGGCCAUUUUUGAGACAGUUAUUUGUAUCGAGCGGUGUGUGGUCCAUAUACUUCGUCCUUGGGUUAGGAUUCGGCGCUCCAACAGUAAUGAUACCACAAAUACGAAGAGAAGCCAACUCAACGGAUGCUGUCACAGAAAACAUGGAGUCGUGGUUAUCAUCAGUUCAUGGAUACAGCGCGUUGCCGUGGGUAUUCAUAAUACCUAUACUCACAAGAUACGUCGGAAGAAAACUACCUUUCCUUUUAGUUUGUUUAAAUACUUUAGUUGGAUUCAUACUUUUUUACUUUAGCACAAACACAACACAUCUUUUGAUCAGCGCCAUAAUGUUAGGCAUGCUGCUUGCCAGUAACAUGACUUUGUUGGUCGUGAUCGUAACAGAAUAUUCGUCGCCUCGCUACCGAGGAAUAUUUAUGAUAUUUGAAUCAACGCUUUUCUUUUGGGGUGUAUGGAUAGCUAACGCAACGGGGGCCUUUUCGCAUUGGAAAAACAUAGGAAUUCUCGCAUUUGUUUGUUCUUUGUACCCUUUAACCGUAGUGUUUUGGCCCGAAUCUCCGUAUUGGUUAGCAAUGAAGGGACGUUUCGAAGAGUGCGCAAUUUCUCAUCACUGGUUGAAAGGGUACGAUAAAGAUUCCGAAUACGAACUUGAAACACUUAUCGAUUCACAAAAAGCAUAUCUUAGAAUGUGUGCGGACCGUACACGUACUGAUUGUAGGUCAAGAUUUAAGCAAGCUAUGGAAACGGUUAGGACUAAGGCAUUCUAUAUGCCAAUGUUUAUUUCCAUAUCAGUUAUGUCAUUGUACCAUUUUUCAGGGAAAUUAGUUUGUAGUAUGUACGCGGUAGAUUUAAUGCAAAAAAUAACUGGUAGUGAAGAAACUGCUAAUAUUGGGAUGCUUAUAAUGGACUCUGUAACUAUUAUUGGUAUGCAAGUUGGUUGCGCGUUAUCCAAGUUCCUAAAAAGGCGAACCCUUCUACUUUCGUCGGCCAUUUUGGGUAUUAUAUUUUUAUUCAUAAUAUCUAUUUACUUAUACCUUGUCAAGUUUUCUCUUAUAUCAGAGAACAAAUAUCUUUCGAUAUUGUUGCUGACCUUAUUUUCGGUAUCAAUAAGCAUUGGGCCAAUGAUAAUGCCGUCAACAAUAUUUGGUGAGCUGAUAUGCUUGAGGUACCAAACUGAGUGUCUUCUUUUACUGACUCUAUUUUCAGAGUUUCUAAUGGCAACUAUAUUAAAAGUUUCUCCAUACAUUUUUAGAGCGCUUAGUUUGUCUGGUGCUUUUCUAUUUUAUGGCAUAUCGGCGUCUAUAUUUUUUUUUAUUGUGUAUAAAUAUUUACCUGAGACUAAAGAUAAGACUUUGUUUGAAAUUGAACAUUUCUUUAAAGAUCCCUCGGAACCUAAUGGUGCUGUUCAAAGUUUAAUUAAGAGAAAAUAGAUUAGUUGUUAGAGGUACGAAAUCUCCAUAGAUAUCAUAUAUAUCGUCGCUGUGGGGCGAAAACUUACUAAUAUGAAGUUAGUUUUGAGAUAAUCACUUCUGAAUUUUUUUAUUUCUAAACCUAAUUAGUAAACGGCUAAAGUUUGAAUUAAAGUUAGAACAGUCUUUGAAGAAAACAUGUGUCGUUACAAUAAAAUUUAUAUAUUAAGUUAAAAGUAUACAUAUAAAUAUAAUAUUAGAAGAAUAAUAUCUUUUAACUAGAUGACCUGAUGAACUUCGUGUCAUCUACAUAUAUUUGUUAAUUAUUAUUAUUAUUUCUUUUUUGCAUUGCGCACGCAGCUUUUUUGACUGGAGAAAAUACUACACACGGGCCUCGGCCAAGUGUGCAGUGUUGUAUUGUUUUAGGUGCUUAGCUAUAAUUAACUUCUUUAGUCUGCCUGUCCGUUAACGUCGGUCGAUAAGAAUUUGCGGACUAUCUUAAGGUGUUUAGUAUGGUGGUUUUUUGUAAACUGAGCUAUGUUUUUGGUGGUAAGUCUAAAAUUUAUAUGGCUUUAUAUUAUGUUUAGGUAUAAUUCCAGUAGUAAACAGUAAUUCUAUUGCCCAUUGGGGCACUAUUGACACUUUUUGUAGUUUCCACAUCCGGGCUAUUUCGUCUUUGAGGUAAAUAUGUUUGGAUAACUUUUCUGUAAUGGUACUCUGAACGUUAUGAGUGUUUGGUAUGCCUAUGUCUAUUAACGUGGCUGAUUUUGUAUGUUUGGUCUACUAGAAAUAUGUCUGGUCUAUUGUAUUUUACUAUUUUGUCUGUGAAGAUUGUUCUGUCACAGUAAAGUUUAUGGGUUUUAUUUUCUAAUACGGUUUCAGGUUUAUAUUUAUAAUAAGGUUGUAGAGGCUCAUUUGCUAUUAGUCUGUACUUAAUGGCAAACUUUUGAUGGAUAAUAUUGCAUAUUUGAUCAUGUCUAUGUCUAUAGUCAGUUUGUACUAUUGCUUUACAAGCGCUUGUUAUGUGUUGUAUGUUCUCGGGUGCACUGUUACAUUUUCUGCAAAUAUCGGAUGCGGGACUUUUAAUAAUAUGUAUUUGAUAAUUGCGGGUUUCAAAAAUUUGAUCCUGAAUAGCCAUCAGGAACCCUUCGGUUUCCGGAAAUAGCUCUCCGCGUCUGUACCACUCGUUCUACCCCAUUUUGUCGACGUUCAAGUUAUUCAGAUAUUGGAGAUGCUUUCCAUGAAGCGUUGUGUCCAUGCUACUAGUUUUGUCUCUCGGUCUGUCGUGCUCUCAUUGUUGAGUUAACGGAUCAGCUUAAUUUAGUAGUGUAUGUAUUAACAUACACUACUAAACUUAGCUUAUAGUACAAAACGACAUAAUUGUCGUAUAGCUUUGUGAAGAGUAGAUAAUAGUGCUUUGUUGUAAAAAUAUUGUCUGAGAGUCGUGAUCUGUUUGUUGUGGAGGUUUGCAAUGUCUAUGAUUCCCCUGCCGGCAUCUGUCCAAGGUAGUGUGAGCCUUUGCAAGCAGAACCUUGGAUGAUGUUUUCUACUUCUGGUCAUUGAGAUAUUGAUAGUUCGUUGAGCAUCCUUAAGGUCUGUUUUUGUCCAUUUUAAAAUAUCAAACGAGUAAGUCAAAACUGGAACUGCAAAUGUAUUAACUGCUUUUGUAAUAUUUCUAGAAUUUAGUUGUGAUUUUUAAAUUAAAGGCUCUGUAGGCAGUAUAAUGCUCUUGCAAAAACGCAUGACCUUGACAUCACGGACAUUCCUAAGUAUAGGAAACAAGUCCUGCAAUUAUUACGUACUCACAAUAAAUUAUAAUUAAUUACAUUUACCACCACAUGUUAUAACAUAAGAUGUUGUUAUGUUUUGUCAUUUCUUAUUAUGUUUUAUCCUUUUUUGUCUGUUUUAAGUUUCUACUUAUAUAUCUAAAUAAUAUGAAUAACAAAUAUUUUUUUUGCCGCUGUACUAAUAUAUAAAAUUGCAUGCUUUGGUCUCCUAUAAUUGAAGAGGCACGCCACAUUGUUAAUUGUAAAAAUGUUACGACAUUGUUUUUAUUAUAUGCCGUGUAUCCUUCGUUGAGGUCCUUAAAUAAAUAACUAAAUAAAUUAAGUCUGUGCUUAAAUUGUUGGAGUAUUCUGCUUUUGGCUUCUUUCUGUAAUAUCUGUUUUGUCUUUUCAUAGCCUAAAUAUUUAUUUGCGCUAUUGUCAUCUAACGGGUGUAUUUGUUCUCCAGUUGAGAGUGUGUAUUAGUGUUUGUGGUUCUGGUCUGCUUUAAUAAUUUUGUGAUAUUUGCAUCAUUAAUAUUACAGAUAGCUCGUGACGACCGUCCAUUCAAGUCGUUGAGCUGAUUCCUUGCAGUGGAAGCGUCCUAAGCAUGCUACCAUUAUUCUUAGCCCAGUAGAGCUUACACUUUGUGCCACGCUGUUGAACCUGCAUAGCAAGGGAUGUUACUGACAGUAAAAAUAACCGAUAUGGAGAAUAAACUGAGUACACAAGACCACAGAUCUUUGGAGGACUUUAACAUUAAUUCACAUGCGCUAUAAAGCGUGUCCCUCGAUGAAACCAAAUAGAACCAAACACCUUGGCACUGUCAUUGGCCUUUAUUUAAGAUUAGAGCACAAUAUUAGAUAGAUAUUAUAACCGAAUAUACGCAAUAGCACAGAAUUCAACUCCAUUAUAUACUCUUCGAUAAUUCUCCAUACAAAUAUUACAUUUGGUAAUAAUGGGAGACUGCAGUUCCAGGCCACACAUCUUACAGCUUGAUACGUCUACAGAAAGUGUAGGUGGCAGCAUGUUGAGUCUUCAAGCCGGCAGCAGACUGCAAAGAAGUUUUUCAAUGAAGAGAUUAUCUCCUGUGUCCCGUGAAGCGAUCUAAUGGGUUAAUUCAGUUAGAGCAGCGAUGUACGACAAAAGACAGAUAUGAUUGUCUUGCCACAGCUGCUCGUCGGUUGGUCCACCGAAGGACAUCAAAUUAAUAGUAAUAAUUCAUACUGCAUAUACGUUCUUAUACCAUCAUAUAUGGCGUGCAGGGAUGCGUGAUUUUAUGUUCAGAUGCUUCAUCACAACCUCUGAUUCACUCGUAAUAUUCUAUAUAGUUGGCACUGACAUCAUACUUGCAAUUGCUAUUUAACCAGGAUUCUCGUCCUUAUUUACGACCACAGAGGAAGGAAUGUAAUAUACUAUUCUUAACUUCGUCUUGAUGGCAAUAGCAUCGGCAUUCUUGAAAAAGUCGUCACCUUUAGUGCUGUAGUGGCAUUCAAGUGAUUGAUGCGAUAUAUUCUCGAAUAACAUUCCAAUCUGUUGGCGAAGUAUCAGAUUCUUUACUCUACUUUUACGAGACCUGGAGAUAAGGCGCACGGUAUUAUUUAGUACUCGUAGUAACCUGUCAAAUAAUCACCCAAUGAGGUAUAGACCAUGAUAAUGAUUAGGAUGGCUCGCCAGCAGGACUUGGAGCAGAGAUAGCUUACUUUUGCGUUACAAUACGUUUUUGAAAAAAAAUCUUACCAAACGUUGUUACGUUCGGUAGUUAAUUCGGUAAGUCCAUAAAACUCCACCAUCCCUUAUACCUAUUUCUUUCAUUUAGGUAUAGUAGCAGUUAGCACAUAAUUUAUCUUGUUUGACGGGUAUUAGCCAGCGGCAACUUGAAUGUAAUAUUUGAACAAGUGUAUAUUUAUUAAUAACAAUAUCUUAUUCAGUUUGUUAUCUUAAAAACUAUUGUAAACAUAAUUUGACACAUAGCAAAUGUAUAUUAUUUGUGCUGGUCUUAUUUUACAAUAUCAUAAGUACCCAUAAGUUAAAAACUAUUUUUUUUUUCAAAUUCUUCUCGCUGUUACAUUGAUGUAAAAGUUUCUUCGCGGAAUAAUCAAAUGUAUGGAGCCUGGACAAAAACUCUUUAUCAUUAAGAUUUCUUAAGGGCUCCUUUUAUCAAUUUAUGUCGAAUUGCUGUUUGCCUUAUGGCUUCAUCUAAUAUAGACAAUAAGAUUAAAAUUCGAUAUUUGAAGUUAUGGAGCUUCCAUUUGGAAUAUGAUAAUAAAAUUAGGUAUUGUAUGGGGUAGCAAUUAGAAAAUUAAACAAUAUAAUAUGUUAUUUUUGUCAGUAAUAUAUUAUAAGUAACUCGUUCAUUUUUAUAAAUAUAAUGAUAUCGGGUACAAGAUAAAUUAAAAUUCUUAACUUAUUAAGAUACUUUAUAUCAGCCAGUCAUUUAUAAUAUUAUCUUAUGAAAAAUCUCAAAGGAGACGUGCAAUGUUUCUUUAAAAUUAUUUAAUGGUGAAAAUGUAAUUGUUUCUAGGCGAACUAGUCGCUGAAAGAUAACGAAAAUAAACAAAAUUAAAUUAAAUUUGAUGAAUUGCAAUUUUUAUGAAGUACCUAUCUAAUCUUUUUAAACUGAAGGAAAUUUUAAGCGUUUUUACUAUUGCAACAACAUAACCAUUUCGUUAACUUACUUGAAAUUGCAUUACAUAUAAAUUAUAAUAUUUUUUAUAUUAAUUUUACGUGAUUUUACUGAACUUAGGUAAUGUGUCCAAUCAUGGCUCAGUAAGUAGUUCAUGAUGCUGAAGUAAAGAGUCAGUGACUAGAUAUGCUACCGACUUAACGUAAUAAUGUUAUGAAAUAAUGUGCUAGAUUACAAAAGUUUUGUGAUUGUUGUGAUACUAAAAUGUGACUCACUUUUUUUUUUAUUUUUGCUAGUUUUAUAAUCUUUCACGCGAAAUUUUUUACCUCAUUCAUUUUAAAAAUAAAACUGUAGUUCAACACGUUAUAAGAAAAAAUAAGCAAUACUUAAAUGUAGACGGUUUAUGUUAUAUUAUUAUGGACUAUUCUGAGUAUACACCUCUCCAAUAUGGCUUGCAAUCUACAACAUGUUUUCGAAUUCUUUUUUUUUGGUAUUGUAAUGCCAAACAAAACGAUUUACUGUGUUAGUUAUUUUAUUAUUACAUAAGUUGUACUUUUAUCAAACUUUUGUCUCUGUACUCCAUUAUGAAACGAUAUUAGCUGAGCCAAUUUCAGGCCUAGUGUGCGCAUAACUUUUUAAUCAAAUGGGUCAUAAUUUAGUUAUAAAUUUUAAUUAAAAACUCCCGCAAGUAUUUGUUAAUUUAUGUAUGUAUUGAGGAAAUAAAAUGAUUGUAUGCCUUUUUUGGCGGAAAUGCAAAGCAGAUAUAUUAAGCUGAAAAUAUGAUUCGAAAAUGUAAUAAUAAAUGAUAAUUGACAGUGAAACUUCAUAAACUUAAAACGGUAAAGGCAAUUUUAAGGUUAUGAAGGCUUUUUUAAAUAACAAUUAUCCGGCGGAAUUAUAAUUAGAUUAUUUUUUCUUUUAAAUGUUUUUUGUAUUUACUUAAACAGUCAUUCUUCUGUGUUCGCUUCUGGGCCCCCACGGCGCCUCUACGAGUAAUGGGCAUUACUUUUAAGUGUACCUGAAAUGGUUCCUUUACGUUGUUAAAAGCCGCAAAAUGGCGCGUCUUCGUAAUUAAAUUUAUAUUAUAACCCUUAGGAUAAUUUUGUAAGUUAGUUUCCUCUUUGCAAAUAGCUACAAGCAAGAUACAAUUAUUUAUUUUAGGGCCGUUGUUUUAACCGCAGAAAGAUAAAAUAACAGGUCUCAUUACACUAGACGAUAGCGCAGCGCCUUCGUCUCGCUGUGAAUUCGCUUUCAGUGCGCCAGUGUAAUUAGACCUUUAACUUUAUUUGACCACGGAUAACAAAACAACGGCCCCUUAUCGCCCAAUAAUUACUAUGUAUGUCUUUCAUGAUGAAAAUGAAUAAUAAAUCAUGUAAGCAAUACAAAAUAAACAAGUUAUAUUUAUUAUA